CUCUUCCUCUGCAGCCUGUACUGAGCAGAUGACUAAUGUGGAGAGUCCCCGCCUGACUGCCCUGAUCAUAAUUUGCAGCUAGCCAGAUUUCUUGAAUUCACUGUUGAACAAAUACGCUGCCACUGCUUCUUGCAGACAAGGCAUGGGGCCAGGCACUCUCAAAGUCUGUAAAUAGGAAUGAGCGAUUACUUGUGUUUAAGGGGGUGAUUGAGUAUUCAGGAAAAGCAGUGCGUAUUAAUAAUACCGUUUGCGCGGUGCUUCAUAGGUUAAGCAGUUUUACUAUUUGAGUGGAUAUUUGCAAUAAUUGUGAAACAGGUCAGAAGUUACCCAUUUUACUGAAGAUGGAACUGAGGCUCAGAGAAGUUAGGCAAUCAUCCACAGUCAGGCUGGUGAAGGCCUGCUUUAAUGCUCUACUAUUGAAAAGGAAAGGAGAUCUGAUGAAAAAGAUACCAGAUGUAAGCUUGGUAAGAAAGUUGCCAGGGCCACUUAGGCCCUGAAUGAGCGUGGAGGCAUUGUGUUGAACAAGUGACCUAAGACUUUUGGGUGACUGGGAAAAUGAGGGAGUAGUUGAGAAGAGGCAGAAUAAUUACAAAGCCUGGGGGCAGCUGGUACUUCUUUUUUGUACCCCCAGUCUUAGAUAUACUUAGCACAGUAUGUCCUAAGUAAAUAUUUUAAUUGAAUUAAGUUCUACUUUGAAUUCAGUCAGAAAACAUGAUCUUAAAAACAAAAAUGAUAUAGAAUUUAUUUUUGAAAGUGUGUCCUCACUGUUGUAAUAUAGUUAGAAAAUAGCUUUGACUAAGUAAGACAUGUCUUUUCCCAUUAGACUAACCAUUCUAUGUGGUUGCUUCUUUCUCGUUAUCAAAAUAUUUGUUUUUGUAAAAGAGAAAUUAAAUAACUUUGGGCUUUGCACAUCAGAAAAAAAAAGCUACCAAAGAACACUAUGAAGAAUGUGGGGAAUGCCCUCUUUGUCUUAAUGAUAAUUUAUGUUUAAUGGGUUAGUUACAUGUAUAAGGAUCUUUUUAGCACUAGCCAGUGGAAUCAUCCUUGUAACCAGCUCCCUAAAGCACUGCCUAUUUAGCAGGCAGCAAGGGAUGGAAAGGGCUCCAAACAAUCCUGGACUGUGGCAUUCCCCUUGGUUCUCCCCUGGUAUUGGUUACAACGUAAGGUGGGUACUUUUGCAGCUUUGGUACAUGAGGGAACUGGUUCAUUAUGUUUACAGAGACCAAAGAAGAUCAGAGGGACUUUGCCCAAGUGCCAAUAUGGAGCAGGUGUCAUCAACAGGCAGAUCUGUGCAAAUCACUGUGACAGAAGGAUAUGACUUGAAAGGUUUUAAAGGAGAUUCUCCAGUUACCUUUAUUCGUGCAGAAUUCAAUCAGGCGGUUCUGGGAGACUCUGCAAAAAUUACUGUUUCUCCAGAAGGAAAUGCAAAAUACAACUUCACCAGCAGUUUUGAGGUCAAUCCUGAAGGAGGAAUUACUUUAGAUGACCUCGCCCACAAACCUGUGUUCUUAACUAUGACUGAAGUUUUACCAAAGGAAAAGAAACAGAAAGAUGAGAAGACUUUAAUUGUUGGUCAAGCUGUGGUGGACCUUCUUCCUUUACUGGAAGGAGAGAGUUUGUUUGAAACGAUGGUCACACUGCAUCCUGUGCCAGGUGCACCCUUAGAACCUCUUCGAUCAGGUGCUAAGCAGUGCAGUCUUGAAGUGAAAGUAUUUGUGGCAGAGCCCUUACUGACCACAGCACAGAUACUAGGAGGCAAUCUAUUGAAGGUCACACUGGAAGCUGCCUACUCUGUGCCUGAGUCUUUCAUUCCAGUAGGGCUCCUGCAGAACUACAUGGUUGGUCUGCAAGUUCCAUCAGUUGGAGAGAAAGACUAUCCCAUUUUCUUCAAGAAUGGAACUCUGAAGCUUGGAGGAGAAAGAGAACCUGUUCCCCGGCCCAAAAAAUGGCCAAUUGCCAACAUUCUGGCUCCAGGAGCUAAUAACAUUCCUGGUGCUUUUAUUGUUGGUGGGCCCUACGAGGAGGAAGAGGGUGAACUCAAUCACCCAGAGGACAAGGAAUUUAGGAACCAAGCAGAGUGCUUAAAGAAAAGGAUUAUUUGGGACUUAGAAAGUCGCUGCUAUCUUGAUCCUCCUGCAGUGGCCAGCUUUCAGAAGCGAAUUGCUGAUUGCCGAUUUUGGCCUGUGGAGAUCACAAGAAUUCCUCUGAUGGCUGCACCGAAAGGAAAAGCUGCCAAAUUUGAUAAGGAAAUUUAUGAAAGUCAGCUUUCAUUUCAUGGUGUGGCUUAUGUUAAUAUGGUCCCAUUGCUGUAUCCAGGUGUGAGGAGAAUUCGGGGAGCUUUCCAUGUUUAUCCUUACCUAGACAGUACAGUCUAUGAAAAGACCAAGUGUUCAUUUAGCUUGUUCCGGGAUAGUGUCCAUCAUUUGAUUCAGAAUAACAAAAUAGGAGGAAUUAAUUCUUCCAUAUCCAAACCAGUUAUUUCUAAGAACCUGAAAGAAGAUAAAACAGUCAAAGAAAAGGAUAUAGAUGGAAGGCCUAGGCCUGGGGAUGCGCAAGCACCUAGUAUAAAAUCUCAGAGCUCAGAUACUCCUUUGGAAGCUGAACCCUCUAUAUGCCACAAUCCAGGACAGCAAUAUGUAGAAGCAGGGACAUACAUUGUGUUGGAGAUUCAACUGAACAAAGCCUUGGUUCCAAAGCGAAUGCCAGAGGAGCUAGCCAAAAGGGUCAAGGAAAUGAUUCCUCCGAGGCCUCCUCUUACCCGUCGGACAGGAGGAGCUCAGAAGGCGGUGACUGACUACCAUAUGCAGAUCAAGAACAUUUCUAGAGCCAUCUUGGAUGAGUAUCACAGGAUGUUUGGGAAACAGGUGGCUAAACUGGGAAGUCAUAUGGAUAAUGAAACCCUGGAGGAGCAAAAGUGCCAGCUCAACUAUGAACUUAACUGCUCUGGGAAAUACUUUGCUUUCAAAGAACAACUCAAACAUGCUGUUGUAAAGAUUGUGAGAGAGAAGUACUUGAAGACAACAUCAUUUGAAAGCCAGGAGGAACUGCAGACAUUUAUUAGCGAGCUCUAUAUGUUCUUGGUGGAUCAGAUGCAUGUGGCCUUGAACCAGACCAUGCCAGAUGAUGUCCAAGGUGCUGUUUCAACCAUUUAUAUGAGCAGUGAACAGCUUCGACUCUUUGCAUUUGAAGCAGAAGUCAAUGAGAACUUUGAAAUGGCAGCUGUGUAUUAUGAAGAGAGGUUGGUCCGUGAGCCUCAGAACCUGGAACACUGGCUGGAUUAUGGUGCCUUCUGCCUCCUAAUUGAGGACAACAUCAAAGCACAGGAGUGUUUCCGGAAAGCCCUUUCCCUCAACCAGAAUCAUAUCCACAGCUUGUUGUUGUGUGGUGUCCUGGCUGCCCUGCUGGAGAACUAUGAGCAGGCAGAAAUUUUCUUUGAGGAUGCUACUUGCUUGGAACCAACUAAUGUUGUAGCGUGGACGUUACUUGGUUUGUACUACGAAAUUCUAAACAAUGACAUUCGAAUGGAAAUGGCAUUUCAUGAGGCCUCCAAACAGCUUCAGGCACAAGUGCUUCAAGCACAAGUAGUGACCCAAAAGAGCACCGGUACUGUAGAGUACUUUGAAGGAGGAGGAAAAGUAGAAUCCAGUGUUGGCCCUUGGGGAAUUACUAGUGGUUCUUCCACAACAGCAAUCAAGGUGGAAGCUCCAGCAGGUCCAAGAGCUACAUUAUCCAUUCAAGAUGAAUUUUUUGAAGAAUCCUCCAAACUGCAGUCUGAUUCACGAGAACCCAUUCUGUCUGUUCAACCUCAAUAUCCAACUGUCAGCCAAAAGCCAUCCAACACAUUACUUGAGGUAUCAGCAAAAAAAGAAGCAUCAAAAUGUCAAGAUUCAUCAACUCGUUUUCAUCCCACCUCUUAUGGUGUUUCCCAAACUCCUACCACUAUCUUCAUGGAGACCAUACGCUUCUUGAUGAAGGUCAAUGCUGUGGAGUAUGUGCACAGGGUGCUUGCACAUGAGCUGUUAUGCCCUCAAGGAGGCCCCAGCUGUGAGUAUUACCUGGUGUUGGCCCAGACACAUCUUCUAAAGAAGGACUUUGCCAAGGUAGAGGAAUACCUUCAACAAGCAGCCCAGAUGGACUACCUGAACCCUAAUGUCUGGGGUGUGAAGGGCCAUCUCUAUUUUCUGAGUGGAAAUCAUGCUGAGGCUAAGGCAUGCUAUGAGCGAACCAUUAGUUUUGUGGUGGAUGCUUCUGAGAUGCAUUUCAUCUUCCUGAGACUGGGACAAAUCUAUCUGGAAGAGAAAGAGUACGAAAAAGCAAAGAAAACCUACCUUCAAGUCUGUAAGAGAUCACCUUCAUGCCUUACCUGGCUCGGACUGGGAAUCGCCUGUUACUGGUUGGAGGAGCUCACGGAGGCUGAGGAUGCUCUCUCUGAAGCCAAUGCAUUGAACAACUGCAAUGCUGAAGUAUGGGCAUAUCUGGCUCUUGUCUGCUUGAAAGCUGGACGGCAGCUGGAAGCUGAGCAGGCCUACAAGUACACAGUGAAGCUGAAACUGAAAGAUGAGGCUCUGCUUGCAGAGAUCCACAUGGUACAGGAGACCGUUGGCUUUGGAGACCCGUCUUUUUGA
Messenger RNA from Manis pentadactyla (Chinese pangolin), 4625 nucleotides. It is a transcript of the gene CFAP70, whose product is annotated as cilia and flagella associated protein 70. Gene Ontology annotation, cellular component: motile cilium; extracellular exosome. Bases 984 to 4625 code for a protein of 1213 amino acids. The record is from RefSeq and is a predicted model, not a curated record. Gene Ontology annotation, biological process: cilium movement; cilium assembly. Gene Ontology annotation, molecular function: protein binding. The transcript has 27 exons. Lineage: Eukaryota; Metazoa; Chordata; Mammalia; Pholidota; Manidae.